This is a messenger RNA of Penicillium roqueforti, 1944 nucleotides long. RefSeq lists its product as uncharacterized. Bases 1 to 1944 code for a protein of 647 amino acids. NCBI's taxonomy places the organism in Eukaryota, Fungi, Ascomycota, Eurotiomycetes, Eurotiales, Aspergillaceae. The transcript is spliced from 12 exons. The record is from RefSeq and is a predicted model, not a curated record.
AUGCAAGAUGACGCCAACCCUCCUACAUUUUGUUACCUUUCGCCUAUGAACGGCACCACCGGUGAGCCCGAAAGCGAUCCAUGCGGGAAUUGCGGUCUGGGAAUUAUGAGAGCACAGCUCGAUAAUGCAGUGGGGUGGAUUGACCGGCUUGCUAGCCAAUACCUCUCCUCUGCAUCUUCGUGUGGUGUCACAGUACCGCCGUUAGCUGAGCCUACGCCCGUAUUUCUCAGUAAUUCCAAAACUAUGGUCAGCAACACUUCUACAACUUUAACAUACACAGGAUCAUAUAUGCCUGUUCCAACUAGCAGCACUUGUGAUGAAUUUGCAGAGGCAAACUCGGUUGCAACUGAUCAGCUUUUAAUGGUCAAUGGACUACUUGGUGGCUGUACAAAUUGGCCAGGAAACCUUACGAGCCUGUGUGUGCAGGCAACUUGUCAGCCCUACCUGGUCCGACGAAAUGAUACCUGCAUCAGUGUUUCACGUGCUCAUAAGAUUACGCUCACACAGCUUCUUUCGUGGAAUCCAACAAUCGAUCCUGUCUGUGCUAAUUGGCCCACCAAGAUUGACCAUGUGAUUUGUGUGGGCAAUAAUGUGGGAUAUGUUAAGCCGAGUACAUCUUUCGAAGCUUCUACCACUGCAACUGCUGUUUCCAUUCCUACCAACGCCGUCGAUGGAUCUAAUACCAAGUGUGCGAAAUGGUAUAGUGUUGGGAAUAAUGACAAUUGCGCCUCGAUCACUGUCCAGAAUGGGAUUAGUCUGGAUGACUUUGAGUUCCUCAACCCUGAACUCAACGCGAACUGCACAAACCUCUUUCUCGACUACUCCUAUUGUGUACAGGCUGUCGGUGAUAUAGCCACCUACUCCGGAUAUGCCACAACCACAACCAAGUACACAAGCCUCACAGCUGAUCCAGCCAUAACUUGGGCCAAUCUUCCCACGGCGACUCGGCCCGUUUACAACCUAACUACGACAACUUCAUCAUAUCCACUGGCCUCGGGCUCUUUGGACGGAUGUUUUGCCACUUUCAAUAACAACAUGGGUGCGCUUGGAUGUUGGGAAGCGGCGUCCAUAUUUGGUGUCAGUGUGACAAACUUCCUGCUAUGGAACCCUAGUAUCUUGAACGGGCAGAACUACACAAUUUAUAAUUGCAAGCUGACAAAUGAGACACGAUACUGUGGUUCAUUCUACAACCAAACUUUGGCCUCAACCUCCACGAUGGUUUGGGCUUCAGUUCCGACUGAUGCCCCGGCUAAUUCUACAACUGAAUGUCUCGAUUGGUAUGAAACUGUAGACGGCGAUGACUGUGACUCAAUUUGCCGGUCAUACGACAUUCCUUUCACGUCACUGUAUGAAUGGAAUCCAAGUGUUGGGUCUGAUUGCACUAACCUUUGGAUGAAUACCCCGUAUUGUGUAAUGGGACAUGGCUGGUCUACCGUCGGCUAUAACAUGAGCACCACUUCAUCUAGCACUUCCGCAACUUCUUCCACCGGGGCCCCCCCUGCCCCGACGCAGUCUGGCAUUGUUGUCCAUUGCCUGGAGUGGUACGUGGCUCAGACAAACGACUCUUGCACGGCGAUUGCAUCAGCAUAUAGCAUCAUACUUGCCCAGUUCAACGCAUGGAAUCCGGCUGUCGGAGAAAACUGCGCCGGCCUUUGGGUAGAUGAAGCAUACUGUGUGAAAGCCCCCACCACUGCUAUAACGACCCACUCUACUGCGGUGACUACCUCUACCCGAGCAACUAUGACGCCACUAGCACCAACCCAGGCAGGAAUUCCCUCUGAAUGCAACGCAUACGAUGUGGCUCAGCACGGUGAUGGAUGCGAAGUGUUCGCUUCUCGUAACAAUAUCACAGUUGAUCAGCUUUAUACCUGGAAUCCGGCUUUGAACAAUGUUUGCGAAAAUUUCUGGUUGAACGAAGCUUACUGCAUCGGUGUCUCGUCUUAG